Molecule: messenger RNA, 2486 nt
Organism: Prorocentrum cordatum
Lineage: Eukaryota; Dinophyceae; Prorocentrales; Prorocentraceae
Source: the annotation of a GenBank genome assembly
AUGGCCGUCCCCGAGCCCGAGAGCGGCCGCGCGGAGGCCCUGCGGAGCCCGGGGCGCUGGCGGCAGCCGCGCCUGCGGCCGCCCUGCCCGGCCGCGGCCGGGCCGCGCGGCGCGGCGGCCGAGGGCCCCGCGGGCGGCGCCGCCGCGGGGGCGAGCGCCGAGAGGUGCCCGGUCACCCCGCCCUCGGCGGAGGCCUCCACCGGGACCAUGCCCACGCCGCAGGACUGCGUCACGUGGUCCGAGGGCCCCUACGGCGAGGCGGACUGGCUGGAGCCCCCCGGCCGCGCCCGGGCCGCGGCGGCCGCCGCAGGCGGCAACCCCGCGGGGAGCCGGGCGCCGUCCGGCGGCUCCUCCGAGGGCUUCCAGGACGCCCGCAGCGAGCUGACGGAGCGGACGCCGCGGGCGCGGCCGCCCUCGGGCUGGGCGCGCGGCGGGCGGCGGCCCGCCGAGGCGGCGGCGGAGCUCCAGGCGCCCACAGCGGAGCUGCGGCCGCCAGACGGGCUGGAGGGCGCGCUGCUCCGCUGGUGGGAGGUCAGCCCCGCCGUCGCCUCCGGAGCGGCCGCGUCCAGGCGGAGAGCCGACCGGGCGCUCUCCUGCGCUGCCUUGGCGGUGCUUGGCGCGCGGCACGCGUGCCUGGCCUCGUCAACGCUCGGUGCGUGGAGGCGCAUGGCGGUGGCGAGCAGGGCGACUCGGAGCGCACAGAGGCGGGCGCUCGCCAUGGUGUCCCGCGCUGCCGUGGCGGUGCUCGGCGCGCGGCACGCGUGCCUGGCCGCGUCCACGCUCGGCGCCUGGAGGCGCCUGACGGCCGCGAGGAGCGCGUCCCGGAGGGCACAGAGGAGCGCGCUCGCCAUGGUGUCUCGGCGGCACCAGGACGGCGACCGGGCGGCCCUGCGAGCGGCGUGCGCCGCGUGGCGCCGCUGGGCCAGGACUGAGCGCUCCGCGGCGAGAGGCCGCGGCGAGGCAAGGAGACUAGUGGACGGCCAGCCGCCGAUGGGCGGGCCGCCGUGGUCCGCCCGCUCACGGCCUGGCCUGCAGGCGGACGCGGGCGGCGCCUCCUUCGCCGCCGCAGCGGGCCUCCGAGGCGCUGCCCUCUCGUCGCUGGCCGGCUCGGCCCUGCCCGUGCCGGCCGGGCCCUCGUCGCGGGGCAGCUCGCCCCCGCGGGGGGCCCGCUCGCUGGAGGCGGGCGGCCGCGGCGGAGGAGGCUGCCCCUCCGAGCGGCGCCUCGGCAGCUCCGGCAGCUCCGCCUUCCACUCCUGCGCCGGGGACAGUUCGGCGACGCCGCGCAGCCCCGCCGGCGCGCCGGCCCGCCGCGUCGAGGCCGCGGCCGACGAGGCGGCCUGGGUGUGCGCGGCCGCCCUCGUCGAGGAGGCCGACGCAGCCGAGCCCAGCGGCCGCAGUGGGGCUGCGGCGUCCGCCGAGCCCCGCGCCGGCAGGGCCCGCGGCGUGCCCACCGCGGGCCCCAGCGGAGGGGCGCCCGCCGCAGAAGCCGUGCCCCCCUUGGUGGGGCAGGCCCCCGCCGCGGCGGGGCGCGCGGGCGGGGUGCCCCGCGAGGGGCUCGGCGCUCCCACCGUCGGGGCUCCCGUGCUGGACGAGCCCACCGAGGGGCCGGCUGGGGCAGUACCGCCCGCGGCGGCGGACCUGCUGAGCAGGGCCGCCCGCCGCAUCGCGGGGCUGCGCCAGGAGCUGCGCGCCAGGGACCGCGCGGAAGCGCUGGGCGGUGCGCGGCCCGAGGCGCAGCGCUGCAGGCCCGGGCGCGCGUCGGCGUUCGUGGACGAGGUCGGCCCGAGGCAGCUGCGGGCCACGGCGGCGGUCAUCCUGGAGGCCAGCCGCCGCAUCGACGAGAUGCAGAUCGAGCUGGACAGCCUCAGAGCGGCCAGCGCCUGCGAGGAGGGCCGCGGCGCCGCUGACGUUGCGGGGCCCGCCGGUGCGCCAGAGGUCCACGCAGUGCCCCCGACUCCUCUGGCGUGGGCGCGCGUCGACGACGGUCGCACCGCCGCGCGGCCGGUCACCGAGAUCGCGGCUGCAGCGUCGCUGGCGCUCGGCGAUCAGGAUCCCUGACCACCCGAGCUGGCACCGGGAGCGGUGUCGGGGCGACGCGCCCGAGGAAGACGAGGCAGACCGCUGCCGCGGCGUCGUCUGGCACGUGCUCCGCACCGCGGCGGGCGCGCCCUGCCGCAGCGGCUUCUGGGCCGCCCUCGGCGUGUGCCCCCGCCGCCGCCAGCACGGGGCCCACGCCGUGGCGCACGGCGCCGCGGAGGCGCCGGCGGCAGACGAAGCCGCCGACGGGGGAGCUGCGCCGCGGGCCCUGCCGAGGGAGGGCGGGCAGCACCCAGCGGUGUAGGAUGCCGAUCGGGGUAAUGCCUCCAAACUUCCGAGCCUUUGAGAGGGCCCGACCCUCUUUCACUUCUCCCCCGGGCUCGCCGCCGAUCGCUGCCUUGCGAGCGCGCUGUGCUCUCGAGGUGCCGCCAGACACGUCGCCUCGGAAA